Molecule: messenger RNA, 538 nt
Organism: Arabidopsis arenosa
Lineage: Eukaryota; Viridiplantae; Streptophyta; Magnoliopsida; Brassicales; Brassicaceae
Source: the annotation of a GenBank genome assembly
UAACCACAACAACAAACACACCAACAAAAAAAAAACAGAAAGUAACAUGAGAUCUCUCUUACUAGCCGUGUGCCUGGUUCUUGCUUUGCACUUUGGUGAAGCAGCCGUGUCUUGCAACACGGUGAUUGCGGAUCUUUACCCUUGCCUCUCCUACGUGACUCAGGGCGGACCGGUCCCAAGCCUCUGCUGCAACGGUCUCACAACACUCAACAGUCAGGCUCAAACUACUGCGGACCGUCAGGGCGUCUGUCGUUGCAUCAAAUCUGCUAUUGGAGGACUCACUCUCUCUCCUAGCACAAUCAACAAUGCUUUGGCUUUGCCUUCUAAAUGUGGUAUUAACCUCCCUUACAAGUUCAGCCCUGACACCAACUGCGAGAGUAUUAAGUGAGACAAGCAGAAAAUCUUAAAGGAAGCUACUACUACUACAAGAACUAUAAUAACCUAAUAAUAAAUGAGGGCAUUAAUUGGUUUGCUAGUUGCAACGUUGAUCAGUGAUGUAUUGCCAUUUCGAAUGUUCUAAUAUAAUAUCAGCGCAGGC